Brachypodium distachyon (stiff brome) is the source of this 2607-nucleotide messenger RNA. Its product is annotated as EKC/KEOPS complex subunit bud32. NCBI's taxonomy places the organism in Eukaryota, Viridiplantae, Streptophyta, Magnoliopsida, Poales, Poaceae. Gene Ontology annotation, cellular component: EKC/KEOPS complex; nucleus; cytosol. The transcript is spliced from 8 exons. Gene Ontology annotation, molecular function: protein serine/threonine kinase activity; ATP binding; protein binding. The record is from RefSeq and is a predicted model, not a curated record. Gene Ontology annotation, biological process: protein phosphorylation. The coding region runs from base 133 to 2313 and encodes 726 amino acids.
UCUUGCUCCCGACCGUUUCUCCUCCCAUCACCCCACGAACGGAUUCCGCCCUUUAGCUCCCCGUUUAUCUCCUUAAUCUUCCCCAAUUCGUAACUGAGGCAAAAAAAUGCCCUAUUGUGUCCUCCGCCCGUGAUGGCGACGGUGCUGAGGAGACCAGUAACGGCGCUGAGUCAGAGCGGCCUCGCGCUAAGCUCGAGGCCGGGCGGCCGUCAAAUUCGUCGCGCCCUGUGCUCCGGCGCACGGCAGGACGGGGAGUCCGAGACGGCGCUGCUCGACGUGGUGUGCUUCGGCGCGGGGAGCCUGGAUGAGGUGGGAAGCAGGCUGGACCGCCUUAAGUUAGCAGUCUCGCCGGCCCUGAUCAGGCGGGUAGUCGACUCCUGUAGCGAGAGUAGUGAUUCGGGCAGGAGGCUGCUGCGGUUCUUAGCGUGGUGCCGGUCGAAGGACCUUCAGGGAUUGGGGGAUGAGGAGCAUGACAGGGCGAUUGCGGUGCUUGCCCGGACGGGCGACCUCACCGCGAUGAGAAUCGCUGUUGGAGACAGCGAGAAGGAUGGACGGAGGAUGGCACCGGAGACGUUCACUGCUGUGGUCGAGGCUCUUGUCAAGGCAGGGAAGGAGGACGAGGCUGUUCGGCUGUUUAGAGGAUUGGAGAGGCAGAAAUUGCUGCCUCAGCAAGGUGUUGGUGCUGGAGGGGAAGGCAUAUGGUUGAGCAGCCUUGCCAUGGUCCAGGCAUUAUGCAUGAAGGGCUAUGCUCGUGAGGCGCAGGGUGUUGUGUGGCACCACAAGAGCGAGCUCUCAGCUGAGCCCAUGGUUAGCAUUGUUCAGCGUACCCUUCUUCACGGGUGGUGCGUCCAUGGAAAUGCUAAGGAAGCUCGGAGAGUCCUUGAUGACAUCAAGUCCUCAGGCUGCCCAGUGGGGUUGCCGUCGUUCAACGAUUUUCUAAACUGUGUCUGUCAUAGAAACCUCAAGUUUAAUGCUUCUGCACUUGUUCCUGAAGCUAUGGAUAUCUUAACAGAGAUGAGGUCCUAUGGUGUCACCCCUGCUGCAUCCAGCUUCAACAUCUUACUUUCCUGUUUGGGACGAGCAAGAAGAGUGAAAGAAGCAUACAGAAUCCUCUAUUUGAUGAAGGAAGGAAAAGAAAAAUGCUCACCCGACUGGGUUAGCUACUAUCUUGUGGUUAAGGUCCUCUAUUUAACAGGGAGAAUUGUUAGAGGGAAAAGGCUUGUAUAUGGUAUGCUUGAAAGCGGGGUUAUUCCAACGGUAAAGUUUUUCCAUGGUCUCAUAGGCAUCCUUUGUGGAACUGAGGAAGUUGAUCAUGCUAUUGACAUGUUCAAAAUUAUGAAGAGCUGUGAGUUAGUGGACACUCGUACCUAUGAUCUGCUUAUAGAAAAGCUUUGUAGGAACGGUAGAUUCAAGCUUGGAAAGGAGUUAUGGGAUGAUGCUACUAUGAGUGGCCUUCUGUUAGGAUGUUCAGAGGAUCUGUUAGAUCCCUCGAAGACGGAGGUAUUCAAACCCGUUUGUCCUGCACAGAGGCGGACUUCUCAGAACUAUAACAGCUGUUCUCUCCUUAUGUCAAAAUUCUCUAUUAUGAAGCAUGAUGUUAUGAUUAUUUUCUGUUUUAAUUGCACAUUGAACUUUAUGGAAUCAUCUCAGGAGCAACAAGAUUUUGGUGUGCUACUGAAGCAGGGAGCUGAAGGAAGGGUAUUUGUUUCAACAUUUGUGGGACGAAAAUGUGUAACCAAAGAACGCUUUUCAAAGAAGUACCGGCACCCAUUGUUGGACUCAAAAUUGACUCUUAAGCGCUUAAAUGCUGAAGCUCGAUGCAUGACAAAAGCAAGACGGCUAGGUGUUCCUACACCAGUUCUGUAUGCUGUGGAUCCUCUUCUACAUACAUUAACCUUUGAGUAUGUGGAUGGUUUGUGCGUGAAAGAUGUACUUCUUGGAUUUGGGUCGAAUGGGAUUAAUGAGGAGCGCCUCAAUGAUAUUGCCACACAGAUAGGGAAUGCAAUUGGCAAACUGCAUGAUGGUGGUCUUGUUCAUGGCGAUUUGACGACUUCAAAUAUGAUGAUCAAGAAUGGCACCAAUCAACUGGUUCUGAUUGAUUUUGGUCUGAGCUUUACAUCAACUAUUCCCGAGGACAAAGCAGUGGACCUAUAUGUUCUUGAGAGAGCUUUGAUUUCCAUGCAUUCUUCAUGUGGUGACGUGAUGGAGAAGAUUCUCUCAGCUUACCGAAAGGCUUCAAAGCAAUGGUGCUCCACUACGAACAAGCUAGCUCAAGUUCGGCAGCGGGGCAGAAAACGAGCAAUGAUUGGAUAAAACUUGACCUGGAGCUGUUGAAUCCAAUGAAGGUUAUCUCAGAUGAACCACGCUGCAAUUGUGUUAGUUUACUUGUAGCGUUUGUCUGGAAUUGGCUCUUGUAAAAUUUAAAUUUAAAUGGACGUCAAGUGAAUCGGCUGUAACAGUUUUUGUUUGUACUUCCGUUAGGAAUUCUCCAAUCUGUCUCAACUCCUCUUCUGAUUAAGAAUUGGGGGGUGAUUCGUUGUGCAUCAAAGAGAACAUAUUCGUUUCCUUUACGGCGGUGUAACAUGCGAAUUUGAAAGUUGGUGAAAA